This is a messenger RNA of Elephantulus edwardii (Cape elephant shrew), 573 nucleotides long. RefSeq names its product ring finger protein 4 (gene RNF4). The transcript is spliced from 7 exons. Gene Ontology annotation, biological process: positive regulation of transcription by RNA polymerase II. The record is from RefSeq and is a predicted model, not a curated record. Gene Ontology annotation, molecular function: zinc ion binding; transcription factor binding. Lineage: Eukaryota; Metazoa; Chordata; Mammalia; Macroscelidea; Macroscelididae. Bases 1 to 573 code for a protein of 190 amino acids.
AUGAGCACAAGAAAACGUCGGGGUGGAACAGUCAAUUCCAGACAAGGCCAGAAGCGAACCCGGUUAGUGCCCUCCCCACCCGAGAUGGCCGUGGAGGCGGAGCCCAUUGAGCUUCUGGAAAGCACUGGAGAUGAAAUUGUGGACCUCACCUGUGAGUCCUUGGAACCCGUGGUCGUUGACCUGACUCACAACGACUCUGUUGUGAUUGUUGAUGAGAGACGGCGGCCCCGGAGGAAUGCCCGGAGGCUGCACGAGGACCAUGCUGACAGCUGUGUGGUGAGCAGUGACGAUGAGGAGGCACCCAGGGACAGCGAUGUGUAUGUGACCCCACACACACCCAGAAACGCCAGGGACGAAGGCACAGCAGGACCCAGGCCUUCCGGCACUGUUAGCUGUCCAAUCUGCAUGGAUGGGUACUCUGAGAUCGUGCAUAAUGGACGUCUUGUUGUUUCUACGGAAUGUGGCCACGUUUUCUGCAGCCAGUGCCUCCGAGAUUCCCUCAGAAAUUCCAACACCUGCCCGACUUGUAGGAAAAAGAUCAACCACAAACGGUACCACCCCAUUUAUAUAUGA